Messenger RNA from Entrophospora sp. SA101, 300 nucleotides. NCBI's taxonomy places the organism in Eukaryota, Fungi, Glomeromycota, Glomeromycetes, Entrophosporales, Entrophosporaceae. The record is from the annotation of a GenBank genome assembly.
AUGUGGCCACAAUCUUCUCAAUUGAAUCAGAGAGAUAUUUUGACCAAACUUAAUAUUAUCACUAGUUCCGCAAAUAGAUUGAAAGAAAUCGCUGACUGGGAAAAUGACGAAGCACAAACCCAGUAUCAGCAAUAUGGUCAGAAUGAUAAGCCUUUGGUAUCCGAUCAAAUUUCUCAAGAGAUGGAUAGUGAUAAGAAUGUACCAUUCGAAAAAUGGUGUGCUCCUGCGGACUUUAGCUUAGAUUCUGACAAUUCUACUUUAAAAAAAAAUGCAAUGAACUUGAAAAACGAGUUAUUAUGA